CAUGGAAAGUCAGUCAUAUUUCAUCUUCUUCUUUCAUUGUUCCUGGACAAAAUCAACUGUGGACAUCAAGCAGCGCAAUCGCAUCCUGUAGUAAUUGUUGUUUCUCCUUUAAAUGCGCUGAUCAAAGAUCAGAUCAGAAGGCUCAAGGAAGGAAAUGUCAAUGCAGCUAUAUUAAACGUGAAGAACAAAACGAACUCGGAGGAUUUGGAAUUCGAUUUCAGAGAGGCGAACCUCUCACAGCUAAGAGAUGCGAAAUACGAAGUCAUCUUUACACAUCCCGAAGCCUUCAUAUCUUGCAAGCAAGGACUAGAGUUAUUCCAAACUGAGAAGUAUCAAAGGAAUGUUCACGCGAUUGUAAUUGAUGAAGCCCAUUGUAUUUUGGAAUGGUGAGUUUGGGAGUAAUUUACCAAUAGAAGCUCAGGAUGUAUCCUGAUGUAUUCAAGCCCAGUGCUCAUAAUUAUUUGUGAAAUUAUGUACAUGGAGUUAUUAGUUUUCAGUGUUGUCUUAAUUCGCACAGUAUGUGAUAUGGGUAAUUCUUUGCAUAGCAAAAACCUCGCUGAACUUCGCUUUUCUUUUCGUACAAGCGUGUGAAAUUUAAAGCAAUAAAUAUUUUACUGAAAAAGUACAUGGUAGAGUCCCAAAAUAUCCUUAAAUAAUAUUGCCUCUUUUCUUAUGUUUAUUAGGGGAGAUGAUUUCAGGAAAGAUUACUCCCAAUUGGCAAUGCUGUGUGCCACUUUUCCACAAGUGCCAGUUGUUGCAUUAACUGCAACAGCAAGCAAAGCAGAUGUCAAGGCAAUAAAGGAUUCCUUAGACAUGAAAAAACCAUUGGAAGUGAUAGGGGAUCCAAACAGAGCAAACAUUUUUUAUGAGAAGGUAUUUCGUAAAGGCGAUGACGUAGACUUCUUCGAAGAAUUACUGAAGCCUAUGGCAAGUGAAUUGAAAGAAGUUAAAUUAAAUUAUACUAUAGUUACAAUA
Porites evermanni is the source of this 975-nucleotide messenger RNA. NCBI's taxonomy places the organism in Eukaryota, Metazoa, Cnidaria, Anthozoa, Scleractinia, Poritidae. The record is from the annotation of a GenBank genome assembly.